UAAAGGCCCGACGUCGUUUCAAGUAGCCUGAAACCCUUUUCCCUCUUUCUCCUUGAGCAAAACCUCUGAGUCUCCCCAAUUUCAAUUUUCAAAGCGAAGUAUCAAUCUUGGGAUCUUUGAGCUUCUCCCAGUUUCAGCUAAAACCACCGAGAACAGCUACUGUAGUAUCACUACUGAAUCAGAAGUUGGCAUUGACUUUGGGUUGGACGUUGUCGGACUCAUUCUCUUAAAGAAGCUGGUUUUUUCCUUGCGAUGGCAUUAGUUGUGAUUUGUGGGCAACCCUGCAGUGGGAAGUCAAUGGCUGCCGUCUGCCUAGCUGAGGCUCUCAAAGAAUCCGGGUCGAAUCAUACUGUCAGGGUUAUUGAUGAAACUUCCUUUCAUCUUGACCGCAAUCAGAGCUAUGCCAAUAUGCCUGCGGAGAAGAAUUUAAGAGGGGUGCUGAGAUCUGAAGUUGAUAGAUCGGUGUCAAGAGACAGUAUCAUAAUUGUAGAUUCUUUGAAUAGCAUCAAGGGUUAUAGGUACGAGCUGUGGUGUUUGGCUCGUGCUGCAGGAAUAAGGUAUUGUGUGGUAUAUUGUGAUGCUGAUGAAACCCAUUGUAGAAAAUGGAAUGAGGAGCGCAGGGAGAAGGGAGAAGAUGCUUAUGAUGAUAAGAUUUUUGAAGAUUUGGUAAGGAGAUUUGAGACACCAGAUAGAAGAAAUCGGUGGGAUUCCCCUUUGUUUGAGUUAUGGCCACAUAGAGAAGGUAUAGUAGCAUCUUCUGCUGCCAUUCUAGAUGCGAUUUCGUAUCUGACAAAGAAGGUAGACUCAAAGACACGGGAUGUUAAAACUUUGCAGCCAACUAUUGCAACACAGAACACACGGUUUUCUGAGGCAAACUCUCUGUAUGAGUUGGACCGAGCUACACAGGAGGUGUCCAAUGCAAUUGUGGAAGCACAAUCACAGGCACUUGGCGGACCUUUAAAUGGAGUUUCUGUUGGUCAGGGGUUACCACCUAUCAAUAUUUCUAGACCAGUAGGCCUUCCAGAGCUUCGAAGCUUGCGGCGAACUUUCAUAAAAUUGACAGGGCAAACGAGUUUAAGUGGGCGACCGCCACCUUCUGAUGCAGACAGUGCAAAGAGGAUGUUUGUUGAUUACUUGAACAGGGAACUGGCAAAUGCGUGAGCGAGAUAAACAAGGUCAAUGUUAUAGUCUUUGGCAGGUGCCUUCAGUUUUUGAUACCGGUCUAGGUUGCGCCAGAUUCUUGUGCUGAUAAAACAUUCCCGCACUGAUGGGGAAUUGCCGCUGCGUUUUGCCAGGCAUUAUACAAAUGUCACCUGCUUAUCACUGUACUAUCAUUCUUACAUGUAUUAUUAAAAACUUGUUUAUUUUUUCUCUCUUAGAAUUCUUAGUUGGGUUUUCUUACUUUAACAAUUUGAUGGCAUGGUCCUGAAUUUUGAAUUCUUCUCCUUUA
Messenger RNA from Rosa chinensis, 1450 nucleotides. RefSeq names its product protein KTI12 homolog. The transcript has 2 exons. Lineage: Eukaryota; Viridiplantae; Streptophyta; Magnoliopsida; Rosales; Rosaceae. The record is from RefSeq and is a predicted model, not a curated record. The coding region runs from base 253 to 1161 and encodes 302 amino acids.